Prorocentrum cordatum is the source of this 513-nucleotide messenger RNA. NCBI's taxonomy places the organism in Eukaryota, Dinophyceae, Prorocentrales, Prorocentraceae. The record is from the annotation of a GenBank genome assembly.
GGAGGAGUUGUUGUCCUAUUGGUCGGCCAUGUCAUCCGGGGCCCGCUGCCCCCGCACCGCGCAGGUGGUCAAUAGCACCACCGUCCACGGGUUCGAGACGCAGUUCAAGGAGGAGCUCGAGGUGGGGGACAUGCUCCUGGUGCACCACCCGCACUCUCUGGAGGUGGAGGGCCGCAUUGUCACCGGCGUCCUGAGCCAGAGGAGCUGCACCCUGCACUCGGCGUUCUCCAAGGACAUCUCCUCGACCACGGAGUACCACAUCCGCAAGGACUCCGUGAAGCUGAAGCAGAAGGCCAAGGAGCAGAUCCAGCAGGCCGGCACGGACGACCCGGAGGCGCUCCAGGACGCCACCUCCCAGGAGCUGCAGAGGCAGCUCGAGAAGCGGCUGCGCAAGCAGCGGAAGAUGUGCUCCGUGCGGGAGAAGAGCGGCAUGUGGGGCUACAAGGUCGUGACCACGAGGCUCGACAAGGAGGCGUCCCAGGAGGAGCUGCUGGACGAGCGAUGCAAGCAAGG